Messenger RNA from Callorhinus ursinus (northern fur seal), 2891 nucleotides. Its product is annotated as probable thioesterase PNKD. The record is from RefSeq and is a predicted model, not a curated record. Gene Ontology annotation, cellular component: mitochondrion. Gene Ontology annotation, molecular function: hydroxyacylglutathione hydrolase activity. NCBI's taxonomy places the organism in Eukaryota, Metazoa, Chordata, Mammalia, Carnivora, Otariidae.
GCCCGCCCCCGGUCGGCCGCGGGCGCCUGCCCCCAGCAUGGCCUGGCCGGGCUGGUCCGCGCCGUGGCUGUGGGUCUCCGGCUGCGGGCUGCUGCUCCUUGUCCUCGUCCUGCUGGUGAGCCCCCGCAGCUGCCGAGCGCGGCGGACCCUCCGCGGCCUGUUCAUGGCGCGCAGCAAGCGGCUGCUCUUCCGAAUCGGGUACAGCCUGUACACCCGCACCUGGCUCGGGUACCUCUUCUACCGCCAGCAGCUGCGCAGGGCUCGGAAUCGCUACCCCAAAGGCCACUCCAGAACCCAGCCCCGCCUCUUCAACGGAGUGAAGGUGCUUCCCAUCCCCGUCCUGUCAGACAACUACAGCUACCUCAUCAUCGACACCCAUGCCCGGCUGGCUGUGGCUGUGGACCCCUCAGACCCUCAGGCCGUACAGGCUUCCAUUGAAAAGGAGGGCGUUAAUUUGGUUGCCAUCCUCUGCACCCACAAGCACUGGGACCACAGUGGAGGAAACCGUGACCUCAGCCGGCGGCACCAGGACUGUCGGGUGUAUGGGAGCCCUCAGGACGGCAUCCCCUACCUCACCCAUCCCCUGUGUCAUCAAGAUGUGGUUAGCGUGGGACGGCUUCAGAUCCAGGCUCUGGCCACUCCUGGCCACACGCAAGGCCAUCUGGUCUACCUGCUGGAUGGGGAGCCCUACAAGGGUCCCUCCUGCCUCUUCUCAGGGGACCUGCUCUUCCUCUCUGGCUGUGGACGGACCUUUGAGGGCACCGCAGAGACCAUGCUGAGCUCCCUGGAUACGGUGCUGGGGCUGGGGGAUGACACUCUGCUGUGGCCUGGUCACGAGUACGCAGAAGAGAACCUGGGCUUUGCAGGUGUGGUGGAGCCCGAGAACCUGGCCCGGGAGAGGAAGAUGCAGUGGGUCCAGAGGCAGCGAAUGGAGCGCAAGAGCACGUGCCCGUCCACCCUGGGAGAAGAGCGCUCCUACAACCCCUUCCUGAGGACGCACUGCCUGGUGCUGCAGGAGGCUCUGGGGCCAGGCCCGGGCCCCACGGGGGACGAUGGCUGCUCCCGGGCCCAGCUCCUGGAGAAGCUCCGCCAGCUGAAGGACCUGCACAAGAGCAAGUGACAGCCCCCCAGCCCACCACAGCCCGCCCCCCCAUGGCGGGGAGCCCCCCCCCCCCAUCGCCCACACCACACCAUCCCCCUCAUUUGCUGCCACCACCGCCUCGUCGGCACCCCCAGUGGGCCUCAGGCCCCAGCACUGUCGGGGGGAGGAGGGGCAGGGGGACGAGGCCAUGAGACCGAGAGGACAGAGGCUGGUCGAAGGCUCGGAGACCCCACGGGGCCGGGUGGGGGGGAGGCUGAGUCAUCCAGGGCCAGAGGAAAGGGGGAGCCUUGGGACAUCUCCAGACCCAGCUGGGAGGGUGCCUCCUCCCUGGCUCCGCUCCUGCCCCUGGUGAGGACACAGAGAGUGCUGGUCGGCGCUCCCUCAGGAGGCCUCACCCGCUGUAGCCCCUGAGCCCAGGCCAGCGGGAGUCGUGCGCGGGUUCAGACCUCUCCCCCCUUCUCCCUUCCAGGCUUGGGAAAGACACGCAGGCCCCCCAGAGUGGCCUGAGGUGUGGUGCCUUGGAGAAGCAGUCACUCAGAGGGGCAGCUGGGCUCCGGUGUCCAGAGACACUGGCCCUCCUCCCCAAGCCUCCCCCCUGCGUCCCCCCCACCACCAUGAAGGCAUUUUUUUAAACAGAGCCAUUUCUGGGAAAGAUGAAAGGGCUGGACAUCCGCGUGUCUGGACAGUCUCGGCCUCAGCGAGUCCCCUGCAGCCUGGAAGAGGGAGGGUCCUGGUUGCCACAGAAACCACGCCCUCAGGCUGAGGAGACACCGGGAGCUGGGACUGCAGCCCCACAGGUGGGGCCCAAAGGACCCCCCUUCCCAAGGGGGCAGAGAGCCAUCCUCCGCCCGGGCUGCAGCAGUUUUCUCCUGAUGGCUCUUGUUCUUAGGAACUUCUGCCUUGUUCUAACUCCUGCUUUACUCUCAGGCCCUCUCCUCUUUUAGUUAUGAAGCCAUUUCUCUGGCCCUCUGCGGUUUGCCACGAACAUCCCCAUGUCAUUUCUCAUUCGAUCCUUGGUCCCAUCCUGGCUGGGGAAAGGGGUCUACGCAGCAGAGUGCAGAAAUUGGAAGUCUGGGAGCAGAGAGCGGUCAGCUCUUGAGUGAGUGGUGACCUCCAGGACCCCAGGUCUGAAACCCAGCCUAGCCUCUCCUCUGGUCUCUGGUCCACGUCCCUUCGGGGCCACAGAGAGGAUCCCUAAGGUCCUCGAGCAAGCAUACCUCGGGUCAGCGGGGAGCCUUCUCUUCCUGUGUUCAAGCUUUCCCUCGGGCUCUGCUCGCCUCUGGUGAGCCUCUGAGAUGCCCCCUGCCCUCAGUUUCCCCUCAUCAUCCCACCUCUGCCUCUGUCCCCAGCCAUAGCCUCUGGUACCAACUCUAGCAAUACCACCAGAAUAGAGUUCCCCGCCCCCCUGAGACAUGCAGUUCCAUGCCGCUGUGCCUUUGCUCAUGCUGUUCCUUCAGACUGGAAUGCCUUUCCCCCGCUCCUCCGGCCUUGUCUGCCUGGCAAACACCCACUCAUCUCUCACAACCCCCCUCAAAGGCCCCCUCAUCCAGGAAGACAACCCCCAUGCCCCUCACCCUCCAGGCUACCUCUGCUCUUUGUAAAUGCUUCUCCCUCGUGGCACUUCUCACACUGUGUUUUACUUGUUUACAUGUUUGUCUCCCCUUCUAGACUGUGAACCCUUCAGGGCAUGGACUAUAUCUUAUGCAUCUCUGUAAUUCUGCGCCCAGCACGGUGCCUGGCACACAGGAGGCGCUCAAUAAAUCUUGAAUGAAUGAAUAAUUUAACUGGG